AUGGCUCUCACUGCUGCUCAACAAGAACUAUAUGACACUUUGUCGGCUGCCGACCAAGCUGGCCUCAACAGCCAGACACCAGCCCAAAAGAAACAAACUCUGGACAGGCUUCUUGCUUCCAAGAAGCGCCUUGCCGCAAAGUCUGCCGCCGCCCCCGAUGUCACCAACACCGUCUUCGAGCAGAUCUUGUCGUGGGACAUUUCUGGGACUGCUGACGCCUGCAUCCUCUGCGCUGGCCCUAGCUCCUGCUUCCUCGACUCUCAGUAUUCCAAGAUGUGUCCCGCUCCGUGUUUCCACUUCGUCCAAGCGACGGUUCAGAAAGGCGAAGAACCCAAAGGCAAAGUCAUGACUUGCGAAUCUUGCAUGGUCCACUUCGAGCCCGACACCCUCUUCUGGGGGCGUUGGGAGGGGAAGAAGAGGUUGUACAACCACGUGAACUACACAGACUGCAAGCCCAAGACUUGCGAAAAAGGAAAGUGCGGAGAGUGCGGUACCGCAGCGAGCAUCCGCUUCGACUUAAACCCCGUAGACUCCGACGACAGCGACAAGCUGUGGUGGCGGCAGGCCCUCUCCCUGACGCGGCUAUAG
Messenger RNA from Ectocarpus siliculosus, 588 nucleotides. NCBI's taxonomy places the organism in Eukaryota, Phaeophyceae, Ectocarpales, Ectocarpaceae. The record is from the annotation of a GenBank genome assembly.